This is a messenger RNA of Pseudomyrmex gracilis, 2187 nucleotides long. RefSeq lists its product as uncharacterized. NCBI's taxonomy places the organism in Eukaryota, Metazoa, Arthropoda, Insecta, Hymenoptera, Formicidae. The coding region runs from base 37 to 1971 and encodes 644 amino acids. The transcript has 4 exons. The record is from RefSeq and is a predicted model, not a curated record.
GGUCGGUAAGAGAAUGUGUAAUAGCUUCUCCGCCCUAUGCAAUGUCCACGGAAUAAAAUCAUGUUCACGUUUGAACAUAAAGUACGUACCGACAAGUCGUUUGUGAACAUGUCUGUAGUUGCUAAUGUGCAUCACCCAUUGACAUUGCGCUCGCUUACAAGGCGGGAAAGCUAUUACAGUUUUUCAUAUAGGCCUGACCGCUCUCUCAGUUUUUUCUCUAAUAACAGAUUAAUAAUUUUCUUUAAAUUAAAAAAAAUGCAAAGAUCUAGUACUAAUACAGAUGAUAAACAAACGGAAAAAGAUACGACAGCUGUAGAAAAGAAAAAAUUGCUUCGUCAAAUAAGAGAACUGAAUUCCAUAAUCGAACAGUGUAAGUGGAGUCUGGAGACAUUGCGUUUUAAAAAUGUGGAAGGACGAUUAAACGAGCCAGCAAGUUUGAAUGUUCCAUCAAGCUUGAAAAAUUUGCCAAAUGUUGAUGUCGAUCUGCAGAAUGAUUUGUACAGAUUCGCUGGUCUGAACUGCGUUAACGUUCAUGGAAAUGAAGUUACAUUUAAUUUUGUAUCGACUUCAAAUGAACAGGAAGCUAAAAACAAGUAUGCUGUGCAGAUGUUCAUUAAAGAUGGAAAAGGUCAUUUGGGAAAAUGGGUGAUGCCUAUGUCAAUUGAUAUGAGUGAAAUACUAGCUAAGACACCUAUUGAUAGCUUAAAAAACUUAAAUCCAUUUGUGAGGACUUGUAAGCAUUAUAUUGAUUGCUACACUGAGCGACAACAGCAGUUUCUGUCAUUAAAGAAGCAUGUAUCAAAUAUGCAGCACUUUAACCUACAAUCUAAUACGGGAUAUACCAAAAUCAGUUUGGAAUUAUAUGGAGUACAUGAUUGUGAAAAUGAUAAAUAUAUAAAUAUAGUAGUGUAUCUGCAAUAUCAUUCUGAUAGAACAAGACCACAUAAAAUCGAAGUAGAAACAAAUGACAAAAAUAUCUUGAGCAAUGAUGCAAAACAGAGAUUGAAAGUAUGUUUAAAAGAAUUUAAAUUAUCGGAUUUACCAACAGCAUUUGAAAGAGUUUUAGCAAAUGACUCUGAAUUUGCAUGGAUGAGAACAGACGACAGUGACAGCCCAUUGGAAUUACAUUAUUCUAGCGAUUCCGACGAGGAGGGGUUUCUGGAACAGUUACAAUCAGAACGGAAAAAAUCCUUGAGACAAGCCAAGAAAAAGCAGGAACUAAGAAAAAAAUGGAAUAAAAGGAAACGGCAAAGAUAUACUGAAUCGAAACUUACAUCUGAUAGUGAUUUAGAACCAAAUGAGUCUAAUACUGAAGAUUCAAAAAGAACAAGGAAGAAAAAACAAGCAUUUAAAGAUAAUUCAGAAACAAAUGCAUCACAUACUGAAAAUCCAAGAGAAAUUUUAAGAAACAAGAAAAAAAAAGCAUCUAAAGAUAAUAUAGAAGCAACUGAGUCACAUAGUGAGAAUAAAAGUUUAAGAAGUGGAAAAAAAAGAAAAACAUCUAAAGAUGAUUCAGAAGCAGAUACACUACUUACUGAAAACUCCAGAGAAAAUUUAAGAAAAGGGAAGAAAAGAAUUGCAUCUAUUCUGAAACAGCAACAGAAUAUUGAUAAAAAUUUGUUGGAAGAUGAUACACCAAAAGUAAAAAAUAAAUUAAAACAAAUAAAACUGAAUUUUCAAGAUCAUUUGGUUACAUCCUCAGGCAGUGCAGAGAAUUCUAUAUUUUCACCUAACCUGCGUAAUAGAUCUGACAAGAAAGCUACAUUAAUUACAAGUACUCCACUAGAUCGUGGACGUACCAGUAAGACAUCUUAUCUGGAGGCUAUAAAUAUCACAGAUAUUGAAAAGCCUAAGAAAACUAGAAAUUUCAAGAACAGAGAGCUCAGAAAUCUAAGAGCUCAAAACAAUACUAAAACUCUAAGAAAAAGUCCCAGAUUAUCAAGAUCUCCUAACAAAUCUGUUUUCUCAUGAUGUUUAAAAAUUAUGGAAAAAAUUCAUUGCUUUUUUGAAAAUAAUCAUAUAUAUAUUAUAAAUAAUUUUAUGUUAUGAAUAUUGUACAUUAAUUGAUUCGUGUUUUGUCAUAUGAAAGAAAUAGUCAUAUAAAUUAAAUAUUGCACAAGAAUAAAUGUGACGUGUAGGUGCAAUAAAAAAUAAAUGUGUGAAGAUACAGAAAGCAAAGUUCACAAU